AUGGAGGCCAGCAAUCCUGCAGGCUGCAUGCAGUGUUUCUGCUUUGGUAUCUCACAGAACUGUCGAAGUGCUGGAUGGGGACAGUCACAAAUUUCCAGUCUGGAAGGCUGGAGAGUGACAGAUUUGAGAGGAAAGAAAUAUGUUGUCCCCAGUCUAGAAAAUGGUCGCCUGACAGUUGAUCAUGAUAAUACAGAAGUUGCAGGACUGAAUCCAGUGUAUUAUUGGCAUGCUCCAGCCCCAUAUGCUGGCAGCAAGGCUAACUUUCUUGGUAACAAGCUUGCCUCCUAUGGUGGUAACUUGACCUAUUCCAUGUACUAUGUGGUCCAGCGAUUAGAAGAUGUCAACACAGCUUACACUGCAGACUUGGAUGUAAUAAUGGAAGGAAAUGAGCUGCUGAUUGGCUAUGGAGGCCGGUACUACAGGGAAGGACUGGAGAACACUAUGCAAGUCUUCAUGACAGAACGGGACUGGUAUCACGUUGAUCCUGACACAGGGUUACCAAAACAACAGAUUGUUACCAGACAAGAAUUCAUGACUGUGUUGGCCAACAUUGAGCGCCUCCUGAUACGAGCGUCCUAUCACAUCCACCAGACACAGAUUCAAUUUCUUGAUAUGGCCAUGGAUGUGGCUGUGGAGAACUCUACCUCACCCUCUAUCAUGUCCUCUGUAGAACAGUGUUUUUGUCCUAGAGGAUACUCAGGCUUGUCUUGUGAGGUGUGUGAGCGUGGACACCGUCGUGUGAACGAUGUGCUGUAUGGUGGAAUUUGUGAGCAGUGUAAUUGUAAUAACCAUGCUGAUACCUGUGAGGCUUCUAGUGGGCUCUGUACUAGUUGCAGAGACAAUACUGUAGGACCACAUUGUGAGAAUUGUGAAUUUGGUUAUUAUGGCAAUGCUACUAGAGGCACUCCCAAUGAUUGCAGACCAUGUGCUUGUCCUUUGGCAAUCAGCACCAAUAACUUUGCAUCGAACUGUAUGGCAGCUCCCCCUGGCUCUCAGGAAGAGUACUUCUGUGUGUCUUGCCCUGAUGGCUAUAUUGGAAACCAUUGUGAAAUGUGUGAUGAUGGUUACUUUGGUAACCCCUUGGUCCCAGGCAACUAUUGUCAGCCUUGUGCUUGCAGUGGUAACAUCAAUCCCAACGCGGUAGGCAAUUGUGAUCGUAUGACAGGACAGUGCCUCAAAUGCCUCUUUAAUACUGAAGGCUGGAACUGUGCACAAUGUAAACCAGACUAUUAUGGGAUGGUGUAUGGAAAGGGAUGUAAAGAGUGUGACUGUAACCAGUAUGGGUCUACAGGUACUUCCUGUGAUCAGAGGUCAGGCCAGUGUUCCUGCAGACCAUACUAUGAAGGCAGGGCAUGUGACUCUUGUGUGGCUGGCUAUGGUAACAUUAUAGCAGGUUGUCCUAGGUGUAGCUGUAACUUGACUGGGUCUGUGUCCAACCUGUGUGACCAAGUCAGUGGACAGUGUCCUUGUAAAAAUGGUGUGGGUGGUCAGUACUGUGGCUCAUGUCUGCCUGACCACUGGGAGUAUUCUGAGGAAGGGUGCAAAGCCUGUAAUUGUCACCUGAAAGGUUCUAAUGACAGCCAGUGUGACUUGGUGACAGGGACAUGUACCUGUCAACCUAAUGUGAUCGGAGACAAAUGUGACCAGUGUGAGAUCAACUACUAUGACUUAGACUCUGGCAAUGGCUGUCAAUCAUGUGACUGUGAUGUGACAGGUUCCACCUCACUGCAGUGUGAUUUGACCAGUGGUCAGUGCCCCUGUAAGCCAGGAGUGACUGGACAGAAAUGUGAUCAGUGUAGACCAGGAUACUAUGGAUUCUCUUCAAAUGGCUGCACAGAAUGUCCUGUGUGCCCUGUGGCUGGGCAGGUGUGUGACGCAGUGACAGGAGAGUGUGUGUGCCCCACCAAUACUGAGGGUGACAGGUGUGAGCGCUGUGUGCCAGACACCUGGGGACAUGAUCAGCUGUUAGGAUCAAUGCAACUGUAA
This is a messenger RNA of Lingula anatina, 1986 nucleotides long. RefSeq names its product laminin subunit alpha-2. Gene Ontology annotation, biological process: regulation of cell adhesion; regulation of embryonic development; regulation of cell migration. Lineage: Eukaryota; Metazoa; Brachiopoda; Lingulata; Lingulida; Lingulidae. Gene Ontology annotation, molecular function: signaling receptor binding. The record is from RefSeq and is a predicted model, not a curated record.